Rhagoletis zephyria (snowberry fruit fly) is the source of this 5164-nucleotide messenger RNA. Its product is annotated as poly(A) RNA polymerase gld-2 homolog B-like. Lineage: Eukaryota; Metazoa; Arthropoda; Insecta; Diptera; Tephritidae. The record is from RefSeq and is a predicted model, not a curated record.
ACCCUGGCUUCUGAAGCAAACACCCGCCUCUGCCAAAUAGAAUUGGAAAAGUCACACGCGGAAAGAAGGAAAACGGGUUCAAGGAAAAUCAUAAGAAUAAAUUUUGCACAAUAUUUAAAGCCGCGAAAAAAGUAUUUGUAGUCAAACUAAAGUAAAAAGGACAAGAGUGCAUUAAUAAUAAAACCGCCUGUCAUUAAUAAGCCGCUUUCCUUCAGCCCGGUGCAGUAAAGCCGGCGUUGAAAAUGUACACAUGUGUUACGCAUGUAGCAAAGACGUUUGCGGCAGAUAUGGAAGAAUAAAUUGGAUUGCUUGGCGCUUCGAAGAUAUUAAAAAUUAAAUAAGCAUACUCCGAAUUCCAGUCGGUCAGAAAAGCACGCAGAUAGAGAUGUUUUCGAUAAAAAAAAUACUCAAAAUGAAAAGCUAAGCUCUUAAAAAAGGUGCGCCUACUAAAUGGGUUUUUAAAUUUCAGGAAACCCUCAGCAACUGGGCGAUAUUCGUAAUAUAGGCGUUCACAAUUUACAUACAUUCGCUUUUUGGUUUUAAACCCGAAUGAGUUAGCUUUGUUUAGUUUCUUAUUUAAUUGAUAUCAGUUCAGAUUGAAAUGGUUGCAGGCAACAUGAAAAUCAUAACACUAACAAAUGCAACAACUUCUAAGAGUCAAAAUCAAAACAAUUUUUUAAAGACCAACUCAUCUAUUUCCAAAAUGAACACGGAUAUUGUACAAAACGAGUCACCAAAAAUGAGGUAUUAUAAAGGGAACAGUUAUAACAGUAGCGACAGCGUUAAAUCGCUACAAACACCCAAACAGUGUGAUUUAAAUAACAAAAGUGUUAAAAAAUCACAUUCACACACGCUAUACAAUAUCCCAACUACAUCACUUUCAAAUCGCAAGAAGUUCUAUCAGCAUCGUUACCACCAUAGUCAACAACAGCACACGUUCUUGAAUAAUAAGAAGAAUAAUAAGAGAAAUAUCACUACAAAAAAUAAAAGUCUUUUAGAUUCUGAUUCAACGAACCCAAUUUAUCUAGAUCUUAUCGCACCACCUUUGCCAAACCAAAAAGUGGCUAAAGUUGAUAACUGUUUAAUGAAUGUCGAAGAUUUGGUAAAUAAUAAUAAUACCAUAAUAUUAGAUGCCAACAGCAGUUGUACACCAUCAUCUAAUAAUAAUAAUAAUAAUUGCGACGCGUCCUCUGCUGACAAUUCGAUUGCUCUUUCUUCGCACAGAGCUAAAACUCAGCUCAAGCAACACGCACCGUCAACAUCACCAAAAGCUGUUGAGCCAAUUUCAGACGUCACUCUUAUCAAUCAACACGAUUGUAUUAGCAGUAUUAAAAGCAUUAAUCUUGAUUGUAAUAGUUGUUGGGCGAAUUUGGUGACUCCACAGGUUUCGGAAUCACAAGCAUCGUUACCCUGGCCUUGGGUACAUGUAAGUAGGCAUAAAAGUACUUCCGUUAGCUCCACAUCGUCGUACUCUUCGUCAGCGUCGUCGUCAAUAUUGACACCGACAGGAAGUAACUCGGAUUUGUUGCAAAAUAUCAACGCUAAAUACACAGAUACCACAGCGCACACCUGCCCAACAAAGAAAAAAUCGUUUCGAAAAGGUAAAACCAGCAUCGCAUCUAGGAGUUACAACACAGACAGACGCAGUUCGUCUCCACAUGUAAAAGGGCAACGUAAACGGAGAACUUAUAACAUACAGACAACGGCAGAUGAUCUGGGAGAUACUAAGUACUCUUCUGUAUGUAUUGCUGAUGAGGAGUACUUAACUGCUGGAAGUCAAAAAAAUCCAUACUCAGCUGAAUAUCCGAGGGCGAAUGAGACAGAAAUGACCACUGCUUUGGCAGCGAAAACAACAUCAACCACAGCAGCAACGACCACUACAGUUGAUUCUACAGUAAAAACAAUCACCGCAGAGAACGAAACCAGCACCUCCGUGGAAUCCACAAGACAUGCCGUGAUAUUAACAGCUGCAUCUCCUUUGUCGACAUUAACAAAUGAAGUUGAUAUCAAGAAAGAACUAGCAACACCGUCGGUAUCUUCAGAAACGACAUCCACAUCAACAGUCACGUCUACAACCUCGUGUGAAACCUCUUCUUUAACAGCUACUUUGACAACGUCAUCUAAUCCAUCGACGACAUCAACACCGGUGCCAGUGCCAACGUCGCCCAAUUCCUAUUCACUAGAUUUCCUGCAUUCAGUGGGGGUACAAAUGACAGGUGGCGCAAAUUUAUCAGCGCUUGGCAAAAAUACGAAUACGAGUAACAUGCGUACUAACACAAUGUCCAAUAGUCAAGACACAGUCGUUAUGUCGCCAGUGCGUAACGCAUACUCUUACCAAAAUGUUUUGCCCCAAAGAUCGCAUACACAUCAUGCACGCUAUAUGGUCAGUAGUGGGGGGGUUGGAAUUAGUAGUAACAACUGUACUGCUGGCGCUCAUCAUACAAGAGACCAACGCGUACAUCGUUUUCAGCAGCAUCACCAUCAUCCACAGCAGCUGACAAUAGCCUCAUUUAUUCAAAAAGAACUUCUAAACGAAAACUUCUAUGGCGGCAAUAGCAGAGGUGGAAACAAUGUGAAUAAUACUGCCAAUGGAAGUGGGGACAGUAGCGGUGUUGAUAGUAAUACCAAUGGCAACUAUCGCAGCCAUCAGCGUCAUAGCUACUAUGCAUCCCGUUAUCAACAGCCACAAUCACAGCAGCAACGUGUGCCGGCAGUACAACAUUGUUAUCAAACGAUGGGUUCCUCCUAUCACAGCGAAGUGGGAAAUGAGGGAAUUUCACGAAUAACUCGAAAUGGAAGUGGUAAUCACUUGCACUGCUCUAAGCCACAUAUGCAUCAAAACCAGCGCAUCCACGGCGAUGCCACUUCGAAUUCUUACCAACUGCACGCCAUUGAGAAUCGCAGUAAUCUCGAGGAGCCAGAUAGUACAGUAGGGCAGGGUGGUGUCGACAGUAUAGAUGUUAGUAUCGAAAGUAGCUCAAAUAGUGCUGUAUGUAACAAUAUGCGUGCUUGCAAGCAGUUGCAACACAAAUUAUUAGGUACUAAAAAACCGAAUCGUGUAUCCAACGCAACUUCUUCAUGCUCUUCGUCAACGUCUUCAACGUCAUCCAAUUCAUCGCAAGCAUCAACUACAUCUUAUCGCCAGCAGAAAGUAAAAUCCAGCACCCAAAUGAAUUUAGCUAUUGAAACACUACCUGGAAAAAUAAAUGCGUCAUCACAUCGUGGUAAUCAUAGACUGCAGCAAUUUAAUUAUCAUAACCAACAACAACACAGCUCUCAGCAAUACUCGUCAGCAAUAGGAGUAUCGCAAUCAUCAACUUCUCAGCAGCCUCAUCAAAACAUUUACAAUCUAACCUACGUCAAUACUGAAGGGCUUUCAUCGUUUCCAAAUGUCGGCAUGAGCACAACUGUCCCAACGAGUAGUUGUAGUCCUUCAUUGCCAGCACUUCAAUCUGAUACUCCUGGUUCACAACCUCAAGAGGUCUCCUCAUCGAUGAUUCUUUCCUGCGCUCCUAGCCACUAUCAGUCUCAGCAGCACCAACAAAGCUUUGUGCAUGACAAGAGCCUGGUGACGCCUUUUAUCAUGAAUGUGUCUGCCGCGCAUUCAUCAUCGAAAUCAGCAUCUCCGAUUACCGUAGGAAAUAUGGUGUGCUAUACACAACACACGGAUUCCGGCACAUCUUGCGAUUCUGUUCAACCGACGCUUAGCGUCGCUGGUUCGCACGAACACGAUUGUGAAGAUUCUGACUCUUCAUCAACUAAUUCAGUGGCAUUUUCACAAAGUCGCAAUAAGUAUAACCAAGUUAAAUCUGUGUCACGUUCGUCAUCAUCUUCAGCGUCUUCAAACUCUUCGUCGUUGGCAGCAAACUUCAAUGUUUCGCAACAAACUAUGUCUGUGGUUGACGUGCAGCAUUUGCAUAGCCCGGAGCCAUCAGAUUUAUUUUAUAAUCCAACUUUCGUUACAUCUUCGCAGCAUUACACGGCGCAAUCACAAACGUUAGCAUCGCCUCAACAACAAUCGCCCUUCCAUAGAAAUGGAUUCAUAUCAUUGUUUAAUAUACCAUUGAACAAUAAUCAUACGGACGAUGAUUUGAAUUCGAUUAAACAACAACAACCGCCGCCACUUCAUCAUCAGCAACGCCAUUUCUACUUUGCACCCGGAGAGCAUUUGAAUUCUACUUCACUAUCAGUUCAUGUGGGGAAUGGCGGAUACUAUAGUCCUUUGCACCACUCUAGUUUUUUAUACCCCCCACCUGGAAGUUUGAUUUCGUCUGGUCCAUGCCCCACUCCAAAAGUAAUAUCAUCUCCGAGCAUAAGUGAACACGACGAUCAUAAUCAUCUCCAUUUUCAUCAUUUACACCACCAACAGCAACCGGUUAAUAUCGUAAACCAGAAUGAGGUGACAGCAUCAGCAAGCCAUUUGAAGCGCAGCUCCACUCCACAAAUGGGGGGCGGCACUAUUAUAUCGCAACAAUCACAGCAACACCAUCGUUUUCCGCAGUCUACACAGGCAACACAAAGCGGUAUGGUAGCCACUUUAAAUAGCGGUGGUUCCCUACGUCAACGAAGUGGUGGGCGUAGUCAACAGCAAGGCCCCCAAAAUCAUCAGAUGGCUGCUCCACCGCCAGCAUCUAUUUCACAUGUAUAUCCACAGCAUAAUCUACUUUAUGGUGGCCCGCCAACACAUAUACGUUCCACGGCAAAUUCACCUCAUGACUAUUUCACACACACGCCACCCGAUCGUUUUUUAGCACGAGCACAUCUCGUAGAAGCCAAAGAAGCACCCAGCACAUUAUUAAAUAAUUCUAAAUGGGAUAAUCUAUCGCAGGGCGUUUGGAAUAAAUUUAUUAACUCACAGCAAACGGAGGAAACUUUCAAACAGAAGAUGCGUCUAUGGCGUUACCUUUAUAUUAUUGUUAAGAACACUUAUCCGCGUUUCGGUCUGUAUCUGGUCGGAUCAACAAUUUCAGGUUUUGGUGCUGACACCUCAGAUGUUGAUAUGUGUUUGGUGUCACGAAGUAGUUCCAGUGUGGAACCUCGCAUGGAGGCUCUGUUUAACCUUACAGUUCUACGAGAUUAUUUGUGCAAAUCAGGUAUGUAUUCAUUAUGGAAUAACUCAGCUUGCAAUAAUAUUUAGAAUAGUUGAUUGUCGUGACUGAGACAA